Messenger RNA from Calidris pugnax (ruff), 2271 nucleotides. RefSeq names its product tankyrase-2-like. The record is from RefSeq and is a predicted model, not a curated record. Gene Ontology annotation, cellular component: nucleus; cytoplasm. The transcript is spliced from 19 exons. Gene Ontology annotation, molecular function: protein binding. Bases 1 to 2271 code for a protein of 756 amino acids. NCBI's taxonomy places the organism in Eukaryota, Metazoa, Chordata, Aves, Charadriiformes, Scolopacidae.
AUGCUCCCUUUAUCUCUUGCAGGUUUUGGUCGGAAGGAUGUCGUUGAGUAUUUACUUCAAAGUGGUGCCAAUGUCCACGCACGAGAUGAUGGGGGCCUUAUUCCUCUUCACAACGCUUGCUCCUUUGGCCAUGCUGAAGUUGUCAAUCUUCUCUUGCGACACGGUGCAGACCCUAACGCUCGGGACAAUUGGAAUUACACUCCCCUUCAUGAAGCUGCCAUCAAGGGCAAGACAGAUGUCUGCAUUGUGCUGCUGCAGCACGGGGCCGAGCCGACCAUCCGCAACACCGACGGGAGAACGGCCCUGGAUUUGGCAGACCCCUCUGCAAAAGCAGUGCUGACUGGUGAAUACAAGAAAGAUGAACUCUUAGAGAGUGCCAGGAGCGGAAAUGAAGAAAAGAUGAUGUCUCUUCUUACACCAUUGAACGUUAACUGUCAUGCAAGUGAUGGCAGAAAGUCGACUCCUUUGCAUUUAGCAGCUGGGUAUAACCGUGUCAAAAUAGUGCAGCUCUUACUGCAGCACGGGGCUGACGUACACGCCAAGGAUAAAGGAGACUUGGUGCCACUUCACAACGCCUGUUCCUAUGGUCACUAUGAAGUAACAGAGCUUCUAGUAAAGCACGGCGCGUGUGUGAACGCGAUGGAUCUGUGGCAGUUCACCCCUCUGCACGAAGCAGCCUCUAAGAACAGGGUGGAAGUGUGUUCUCUUCUGUUAAGUUACGGUGCUGACCCUACACUCUUGAACUGUCACAACAAAAGCACCAUCGAUUUGGCUCCAACACCCCAAUUAAAAGAGCGAUUAGCAUAUGAAUUCAAAGGUCACUCACUGCUGCAGGCUGCAAGAGAAUCAGAUGUGGCUCGUAUAAAGAAACAUCUUUCUUUGGAGACAGUGAACUUCAAGCAUCCUCAAACACAUGAGACAGCAUUGCACUGUGCUGCUGCCUCUCCCUAUCCUAAGAGAAAACAAGUGUGUGAAUUGCUGCUGAGGAAAGGAGCCAACAUCAAUGAAAAAACAAAAGACUUCUUGACUCCUCUGCAUGUGGCAUCAGAAAAGGCUCAUAAUGAUGUUGUAGAAGUGGUUGUGAAACACGAAGCUAAGGUUAAUGCUUUAGACAAUCUGGGCCAGACCUCUCUGCACAGAGCAGCACACUGCGGGCACCUCCAGACCUGCAGGCUGCUCUUGAGUUCUGGCUGCGAUCCCUCCAUCGUGUCUCUGCAGGGCUUUACAGCCCUACAGAUGGGGACGGAGAGUGUGCAACAGCUGCUGCAAGAAGGGAUCCCAGUGGGUAAUUCUGAUGCAGAUCGACAGUUGCUGGAGGCUGCAAAGGCUGGAGAUGUGGAUACUGUAAAAAAACUGUGCACAGUUCAAAGUGUGAACUGCAGAGAUAUUGAAGGACGCCAGUCGACACCACUUCACUUUGCAGCGGGGUACAACAGGGUGUCUGUUGUCGAGUAUCUCCUUCAGCACGGCGCUGAUGUGCAUGCAAAAGACAAGGGAGGACUGGUCCCUUUACACAACGCCUGCUCGUACGGUCACUACGAAGUCGCGGAGCUGCUGGUUAAACACGGGGCGGUUGUCAACGUAGCUGAUCUGUGGAAAUUCACUCCCCUGCACGAAGCUGCAGCAAAAGGAAAAUAUGAGAUUUGCAAACUGCUGUUGCAGCAUGGAGCUGACCCCACGAAGAAAAACCGGGAUGGAAAUACUCCUCUGGACCUGGUUAAAGAUGGUGAUACUGAUAUUCAGGACUUACUUAGAGGAGAUGCAGCUCUUCUGGAUGCUGCGAAAAAAGGCUGUUUGGCCCGAGUGAAAAAGCUGUGUUCACCUGACAACGUCAACUGCCGGGACACGCAGGGACGGCACUCAACACCGCUGCAUUUAGCAGAUGAAUUCAAAGGUCACUCACUGCUGCAGGCUGCAAGAGAAUCAGAUGUGGCUCGUAUAAAGAAACAUCUUUCUUUGGAGACAGUGAACUUCAAGCAUCCUCAAACACAUGAGACAGCAUUGAGAAAACAAGUGUGUGAAUUGCUGCUGAGGAAAGGAGCCAACAUCAAUGAAAAAACAAAAGACUUCUUGACUCCUCUGCAUGUGGCAUCAGAAAAGGCUCAUAAUGAUGUUGUAGAAGUGGUUGUGAAACACGAAGCUAAGUUUUAUCUUCUGAAGUGUCAUGACCUCCAGAAAUAUGCUGAAUAUGUUCUUUUAAUUAAAAGGAGGAAGAAUCCUUGUGAAACUCUCCCAGUCAGCAGUGAAAACGGCUUUGAUAUUAAGCUUUGA